Yamadazyma tenuis ATCC 10573 is the source of this 1653-nucleotide messenger RNA. It is a transcript of the gene SKN7, whose product is annotated as kinase-regulated stress-responsive transcription factor. Gene Ontology annotation, biological process: phosphorelay signal transduction system; regulation of DNA-templated transcription. The record is from RefSeq and is a predicted model, not a curated record. NCBI's taxonomy places the organism in Eukaryota, Fungi, Ascomycota, Pichiomycetes, Serinales, Debaryomycetaceae. Gene Ontology annotation, molecular function: sequence-specific DNA binding; phosphorelay response regulator activity; DNA-binding transcription factor activity.
AUGUCGAAAGUUAUCAAAAGUGAAGAACCUAGUGACAGUCUUCACCCGACUAGUCUGUCCCAUCAAGGAGGGUCUAACGACUUUGUCAAAAAGCUAUUUCAAAUGCUUCAAGAAGAUAGCUAUAAAAAUGUUGUGAGAUGGACAAAAGAUGGAGAUUCAUUUGUGGUAAUUGAUACUAAUGAGUUCACCAAGGAAAUACUACCUCGUCAUUUCAAGCACAGCAAUUUGGCAAGUUUUGUUCGUCAACUUAACAAAUACGACUUCCACAAGGUGAAGAUUUCGAAUGAAGCAAAGAGGAACUAUGAAUAUGGUGAUGAUGCUUGGGAGUUCAAACACCCAGAAUUCCGCGUCAACGAUCGUGAAGCAUUGGAUAAUAUCAAGCGUAAAGGUACCAAUUCCAAAAAACUGGCCCCUGGUAAUGGAGGUGCCUUGGUACCGUCUUCUGUCGCUUCUGAAGCGUUAUUUCAACGGGUAAUGAAAUUAGAGGAGCAAGUGGAAUAUCUUCAAGGCGAUAACACCUCGUUGUCGCAUCAAUUAUCAACCUUGAAAUCGAAAUAUAAACAUUUGAUGGAUCAUAUGGUAACGGUUAAAUCGUUUGAAGAACGAAAUUUCAACUCAAUUAACUUGAUGAUUAAUUCGUUGGCACAAAUGGGAAUAAAACUACCUCCACUUGACUUUCCUAACCCUGACUUGAUUGGUAAUACUAAUGGUUCUCAGGCUGUUCCUGGCGCUGGCCCUACUCCUACUCGUUUGGAAACUGGUACUGUACCAAGUGCUGUAACUCAGGCCCCAACACAAUCUUAUGGUGAUAAACUAGAUUAUGCUUUUUCCGGGCCCCAGUCACUAGGCCAGGGCCUAACACCGCAACAGCCAAUCCAACUGCAACAGACACACUCAUCCCAUACUAGAAACCAGAGCCAUACUCAACUUCAGUCGCCAGAUGCCGCUGCACCGAUCGCGCAACCCACACCAGCUGCAUUUGGUAAUGGCCCAACCUCAUUGGUAAAAGAGCUGCAAUCGCCCCAGAACCGUCCGGUACCUGCGAAUACGCCUCCUAGUCAAAGUAUUAUUACUACAAGUAUUCCGAAUCCUAAGUUUCACGUUUUACUUGUGGAAGAUGACAAUGUAUGUAUUCAACUUUGCCGGAAGUUUUUGGUAAAGUAUGGAUGUCAGGUGACCGUGGUAACGGAUGGUUUAAAUGCCAUCUCCACAGUGGAAAAGACAAAAUAUGACUUGGUGUUGAUGGAUAUCGUGAUGCCCAACUUAGACGGGGCUACAGCUACCAGUGUUAUCCGUUCAUUCGAUACUCGCACUCCUAUCAUAGCUAUGACUGGGAAUAUCGAAGACAAUGAUCUCGUUAACUAUCUUCAAAAUGGAAUGUCUGAUAUUCUAGCCAAACCUUUCACCAAAGAUGACUUGUACUCUAUCUUGGCCAAACACUUGCUAACAGGUGGAUCAUCGAGUACUACGGCUCCUUCUCUGGUUCCAGCUCCACCUCAACAGUCUCCUCCUUCCGAUGAUCAAACUUCAAUGGUUCAGGCUCCCGCUCAAUCACCUGUCCAUGCCUCUGACCAGCCGGCGGUACCACAACCAUCAGAUUUUUUACUGGGUGGUGUGGGAGAUCCAUUGUUGAAGAAACAACGACUUCAAUGA